UAAUUAUAAUUUAUUAGUAAAUGCUUUUUUAAGACGUCAAUAAACCAUUGCUUAGAAACAAAUUGGUGUUGUGAUAGUCUAUACGAAGUAUAAGGUUUUAGAUGGUACGAGAGAAUGUCUAGCUAAAUCUUGUUCUUGAGUUAUCAGAAGAAAUUGACCGACAUGCAGUACUAUGAAGUUUUAUUUCUUAUGUUUGUUAAUAAUGGUAUCUCAGUUAAUUAACUACCAAGUUAUCUUGUUAGAGUUUAAAAACAAUAAUAGUAUUGUAGAAACACAAUGGAACGUCUUUAACCAAAGUAAGAAUACAAUUUAACCAGAAUAAAAGAAUUAGAUUGAAAAUUAUAAUUAAAUAGUAAAUACAUUUUUAAGACGUCAAUAAGCCAUUUUGUAGAAAUAAAUUGGUGUUGUGAUAGUCUAUACGAAGUAUAAGGUUUUAUAUGGUACGAGAGAAUGUCUAGCUAAAUCUCGCUGUUUAAUUAUUAGAAGAAAUUGACUGAGAUGCAGUACUACGAGGUUUUAUUUCUUAUAUUUGUGGUUAACUUGUCGUUAUUAAAAUGUGACGAAAACUUGACUGCUAGAAAUUGCAUUCCCUACAAAGAUGUGUUACCGCAUGGGCAAUGUUUUGAUGCUUUGUCGAAGUAUAAUAUCUACAAUUAUAACAUGGAGGAUCUAAACAGCACUGACAGAAUUUUGAGAAUAGUCUUUUCGCUGGUUUCUGGUUGGAAGAAUGCCGAAAAUCACACAAAGAUGAUAGUGAUUAAUAGACAAUUGCAAGAACACCUAGAUGUGUGCAGUCAUUUGCCCGAAUUUGCAACAAAUUUGAAAAAUAUCACUGAAGUAUACAAGGAGAAGAUCUCAUUAUUCUUUAGUUGCUUCUCUUAUGAUAUCAAGUGGAUUCUUUGCCAUCUAACACAUUCAGUGUGCCUACAAUCACAUGUUGAUGCUUCAGUUAUACUAUCUCCACCUUGUAAAUCAACCUGCGUCAAUGACAAGUGUUUUGCUUUGUUCAAACAUGUUUACAAUCUGAUGAAGGAUUUACGUAGUAUCUGCCGUGCAUCGAUACCUCGCUUAAAUGACAGCAGAUUUAAUCUAAAUUGUCAAGUUUUGCCUGAAGCGAAUAAUUCCUAUUUUGAACGUUGUCAAAACAAAGAAAACCGAAACAUCCUGUAUACGCCAUACUGUUACAAUUAUACCCGAAAGGACGACAGCUAUGUUGGAGAUAUUGGUGAUGGAUGCGUAUUUUGGACUGAAGCAAAUCCGUACGUAUCAACGAGUGUAUAUCCAAAUUUGAUUAAGCAUUUUUGUAGAAAUCCACAGGGAUUUGCCACAACACCAUGGUGUUAUACUAAUAUGCAAAGCCGUGCGUGGAAAAGAUGUUACAUAAAUAAAUGUUUGACACUUGCCGAAGAAGAUGAAAAUGUGUCGACAAGGAGGCAAUGUGUCGAAUACAAGAGUAUUGUACCAAAUCAGUUAGGAUAUUGCACAAAAUAUCUAAAUAACAAAAAAGUUUAUGUGAGUUUACAGGAAGCUGCAAGGGAUAACAGGAUCCUACAUAGAUUGUCUUUGUUUCACACGCAUAAACAAAAUCCUCAUGCAGCAAUGAGACUUUUGAAGUUAUGGUUAGGUCCAUACAUCAAUUUUGGAGUGAAUAAAUUUCUAUCAAAUUUGACAAGAAUUGUUGAAUAUCUUAUGGAAGAAUUUAGCCAGCACCCAAUUCUAUUCGAAAAGUUUAUUUGUAUGGUACGAUUUAGAGUUUGCUUGACUUCGUCAAAAGAUAAAUCAUUCAUUAUUUCCUGGCCCUGCCGCAGCUAUUGCAAAGAACAUUCACGUGUUGCGCAAGAAAUAUAUAAUAUUGUUCGUCAACUGCGCCUAUUACCCUCACUAAAUUUAAGAUACUCGCCCGAUGUCAGGAAUAACUCAAUCUGUACGAUACUUCCAGAACAGAAUAUAACACACUUAGAACGUUGUCAAUUAAUUGAAGAUUCAAAUCAGAACUUCACAAAAGUGUGUUACGAAGGAAACGGAAGUGGUUACAUAGGAAUCAUUAAUGUUACGUCUUCUGGAAAAACCUGUCAACCUUGGUCUAUAAAUCCUUAUUUAAACCCUGGCUCUUACCCAACAUUAAAGGAAAACUUUUGCAGAAAUCCACAGGGUCAUUUGGAUAAACCUUGGUGUUACAUUGACAAGUCAAUGCAACGUUGGGAAUACUGUGACGUGAAAGAAUGCAGCAGUAAUAUGAUUGAUGACAAAGAAUUGUGGAUGGAAAAUGUUUGGAUGAUUUUAACACCGCUUGGAGUAAUUAUCGUUUUGUUAGUAAUGGCUUAUUUCAUUAAAAGGCACCUGAAACAACGCAGAAAAGAACAAGAGCCAAUGGUAUCUCCUUAUCUUGAUUUCAAUUGCAACAAAGAAACUUUAUCAAACCUACUGUCACCUCCACAAAUUGAGACCAAAGUGUAAAAGGUUACCUUGUCGUUCAAUACGGAAAAAUUUCACUAAUAUUUGUUGAUGCAAUAUUGAAAAAUAUUGGACUGAUGUUGUUAAUGGUUGUAAUAGCACUGCACACCGCAUGGCUGCAAAGAGGCAACACACUUACCCUUCCCGGCAAGAUAGACAAAAACAAAAAUCACUGUAAAUUUUCAGAAAUAUCUUAUGACAAGCUUAUUCGUAAUGUACAAAACAUAAUUUUUUCUUGUCAGUUUUUACUAAUCGCAUUUCCAAGUUUCUUUCUUAUUAAAUACAAUUACUCUUUACUUAUUUUACAGUUUUUCAUAAGCCUGUAACUGACCGAAGUGAAAGCGACUACAGAGGUCGGUAUUCUCCAGCAAUGCCUGAAUAAACAGUUAGUUUAGGGAUUAUUACCUGAUUGUAAUUUGAUAACUUGAAAGAAAUUUUAUAUCAUUUAUUUUAUUUUUUCAUUUUCCGACAGCACAAAUAAACAUAUACUUAAAUAAUGAUAAAAGAUUUUUUCCUAAAAGGAACAAUGAAGGAACCACGCAAGAUUUACAACUUUACUGCACCGUUGUCAAUCACAAAUCUUUGUCGUUUGGAAUUUGGUUUGCAUAAUUUGAUGAACUGGCAGACGCAAUUACAUUUAUGUUGAAAAAAACAUUUAAAUGUCUCGUCCUUCAGAUGUUAGUGUUAAAAUUUGUGGUAUAGUUGGAAUAACUGAAAGUGCAAUAAAAAAAGGCCGCAGGUGGAAAAAGUAUUUGUGCGUAUUGGUACAGCCGGAAAUCACAUAUAAAAUAUUUUUUGUGGAGACAUUAUUGUCUUGUUGUGAUGAUUCAAACUUUUGAUGUUUUAUAGCCACUGACUUUCUUAAUGCGGAGAAGGUUAAUAUUUACACAAGGAAGUUAAGUUUUGAUGUUUUACUCUUUAAUACUGAUGGAAAUGUCCAUUAUUUUUUCAUAAAAAGCUUUUUAUAAUACCAGAUACUAUCUACUUUAAAACACGCCGAACUUAAAAAAUUGUAACGAAUCUUCCUAGUGCAUAGCAAGUGGGGAGGUAGACAAAUGUGAAAAGACAAACCUCUCUUCUAGAUUCAAAAGAUUUAUGUUUAAAUAACAAUUUGUGUCUUCCAGUGGCAGUGAAAAGUGAAACAUUUUUUAGCGUUUUUUGCAAUAAGAUUUGGCAGUUGGAUAGUCUACACUGCAAAUGCCGUCCGUGUGCUACCUAUAUAUCAUGUUUAGGUUAUAUAAACUAGAUUUAUUUUCUUCCUUUUUAUUUUAAUUAUAGUCGAUCUUAAUUAGCCUUAGUAGGCUAACGACCUUUCCUCCCAGAAAUUAUUACUUCAUUAAACUGAUAAAGUUUAAAUUUUAUUGCAUUCUAUUUAAUAAAAUACCUUAUACAACAUUGUAUAUUUUCUCGACUCUAAAUAAAGCUAUCAAGUCAAAUCAAAUUAAAUCAGUCGAAGUUGUCUUUCGCCUUUUUAUUUCCUUCUUUGGCCUAAAUCAGAUACUUUUUGUCUGACUUCUGAAACCUCAUCUAGAAAUUAGUCUGAUCUUCUCUGCAUUUCCUUGUUUUUUUCAUAGGAUUCGAAACGCCACAAAAAAACCUAUUUCCAUAAACUAGAUUUGAAAUGUAACAAUGAACUAUCAAGUUCAGCAAAAAAAAAUCUAUUCAGGAAGUACCUAGCUAGCUAUUAAUAAAGUCUUAUGUAACUUGUUAAUAAAACAGCACACCAUUUUUCCAAACUUUAAAGGCGCUUAUUGCAGUCACCAAGGUAAUUUUUCUUGUACAUUUUAGUGGUGAGACAAUACAAUAUGUUAGUACUUUUUUGUUGCUGGAAUAUAAAAUCCGGCCUGAUGAAGUUCCACCAUUGUUGGUCGCAUAAGUUAACGUAUUGCACAAACUGGCCAUAUAUUAGCCAAAAAUCACCACAGUAUUUUUCGUCGUCUUCUGUCAUAUCAAAGAGACAAAAAACCUGGGGGCGAGGGUGACAUCCUGUUGUUACCCCGUACAGCU
Hydractinia symbiolongicarpus is the source of this 4461-nucleotide messenger RNA. RefSeq lists its product as uncharacterized. The record is from RefSeq and is a predicted model, not a curated record. Gene Ontology annotation, molecular function: endopeptidase activity; signaling receptor binding. The transcript has 11 exons. Lineage: Eukaryota; Metazoa; Cnidaria; Hydrozoa; Anthoathecata; Hydractiniidae. Bases 499 to 2457 code for a protein of 652 amino acids.